Molecule: messenger RNA, 4481 nt
Organism: Heterocephalus glaber (naked mole-rat)
Lineage: Eukaryota; Metazoa; Chordata; Mammalia; Rodentia; Bathyergidae
Gene: Pfkfb3
Product: 6-phosphofructo-2-kinase/fructose-2,6-biphosphatase 3
Biological process (GO): fructose 2,6-bisphosphate metabolic process; fructose metabolic process
Cellular component (GO): cytosol
Molecular function (GO): ATP binding; 6-phosphofructo-2-kinase activity; fructose-2,6-bisphosphate 2-phosphatase activity
Source: RefSeq, a predicted model, not a curated record
GACACUUGAAAAGGCCGGGCGGUGUAUGUGGCAUCUCAGUAGAGCUGGAGAGGAGGCGAGAGGGAGUGCUGAGCGGCGGGAGCGCGGCUGUCACUGCGCCCGAGCAUCCCUGAGCCGGCCGUGCGGGCAGCCGCAGCCCCAAGCCCCUCGCCGAGCCCAGUCCCGCGCGCACGCGCGCGCCCAGGACUUAGCACAAAGCACGUUUCCCCGGCAGCGCGCCGCCGCCGCACGCACCCCUCCCCUCCUUUGUUCCGGGGGUGGGCGGCCGCUCUUUCCCCCACACUUUCGGAAUCUCCUCUCGGGGUGGCGGGCCACCGAGUGCAGCUGCGAAGAUGCCCUUGGAGCUGACCCAGAGCCGGGUGCAGAAGAUAUGGGUGCCCAUCGACCACCGGCCCUCCUUGCCCAGAUCCUGUGGGCCAAAGCUGACCAACUCCCCCACGGUGAUUGUUAUGGUGGGCCUCCCUGCCCGGGGUAAGACUUACAUCUCCAAGAAGUUGACUCGCUACCUCAACUGGAUUGGCGUCCCAACAAAAGUGUUCAAUGUGGGAGAGUAUCGCCGUGAGGCUGUGAAGCAAUACAGCUCCUAUAACUUCUUCCGCCCUGACAAUGAAGAAGCCAUGAAAGUCCGAAAGCAGUGUGCCUUAGCUGCCUUGAGAGAUGUCAAGAGUUACCUGACAAAGGAAGGGGGACAAAUUGCAGUUUUUGAUGCCACUAAUACCACUAGAGAGAGGAGACACAUGAUCCUUCAUUUUGCCAAAGAAAAUGAUUUCAAGGCAUUUUUCAUCGAGUCUGUGUGUGAUGACCCUACAGUUGUAGCCUCCAACAUCAUGGAAGUGAAAAUCUCCAGCCCGGAUUACAAAGAUUGCAACUCAGCAGAAGCCAUGGACGACUUCAUGAAGAGAAUCAGUUGCUAUGAAGCCAGCUACCAGCCCCUCGACCCUGAUAAAAGUGACAGGGACUUGUCGCUGAUCAAAGUGAUUGAUGUUGGCCGGAGGUUCCUGGUGAACAGAGUCCAGGACCACAUCCAGAGUCGAAUUGUGUACUAUCUGAUGAACAUCCACGUACAGCCCCGCACCAUUUACCUUUGUCGGCAUGGCGAGAAUGAAUACAACCUGCAGGGCAAGAUUGGGGGCGACUCAGGCCUGUCCAGCAGAGGCAAGAAGUUUGCCAACGCUCUGAGCAAGUUUGUUGAGGAGCAGAACCUGAAGGACCUCCGGGUGUGGACCAGCCAGCUGAAGAGCACCAUCCAGACGGCAGAAGCACUUAAACUCCCUUACGAGCAAUGGAAGGCACUCAAUGAGAUCGAUGCUGGAGUCUGUGAGGAGCUUACCUAUGAGGAGAUCAGAGACACGUACCCUGAGGAGUAUGUGCUGCGUGAGCAGGACAAAUACUACUACCGCUACCCGACGGGUGAGUCCUACCAGGACCUGGUUCAACGCUUGGAGCCAGUGAUCAUGGAGCUGGAGCGCCAGGAGAACGUACUGGUCAUCUGCCACCAGGCUGUCCUGCGCUGCCUGCUGGCCUACUUCCUUGAUAAGAGUGCAGAGGAGAUGCCCUACCUGAAAUGCCCCCUUCACACUGUUCUGAAACUGACACCUGUUGCUUACGGUUGCCGUGUGGAGUCCAUCUACUUGAAUGUGGAGUCUGUGAGCACACACCGGGAGAGGUCAGAGGAUGCAAAGAAGGGACCUAACCCGCUCAUGAGACGCAAUAGUGUCACCCCACUAGCCAGCCCCGAGCCCACCAAAAAGCCUCGCAUCAACAGCUUUGAGGAGCAUGUGGCUUCCACUUCUGCUGCCCUGCCCAGCUACCUGCCCCCGGAAGUGCCCACGCAGCUACCCGGACAACCUUUGCUAGGGAAAGCCUGUCUACGAACUGUCUGUCACAUUUUCUCAAAGUUUUCUCCUUACUAACCUUGGAAAGAACAUGAAAGGCUCCUGGAGCAGUGCCGACUACUCCAAGAAACAUUGAAUGAAGCAAACACAUCUUAUUCCAUUCUGCUUCCAUUUCUGCAACUUAGCUUGUGCUCUCCCAUCUGCCCAAGGCCAAAGUGAUCCCAAGGACUUCAUCUACACCAGAGUGAGUGGAGGAGAAGGGGCAUCUGUUGGUUUGAAGAGCAGCUACACCCCGUAGCAUGAGAAUGGCUGAGACACCAGAAGGCCAUGUGGAUCGCUAAAUCCUGUGGCAGUGAGCUGGCAGCCUCUCCACCCUCUGCUCUCCUGGGUCUUCAGGGCUGGUUGGCCUCCCAGACCCUCAGGAAGGCUUGGGGAGGAUGAAGAAUAGUGGAGGAGCUGAGAGGCCCUGAGAAAAGUACACUGGGCCCUUUUGUGCUGUUUUGUUUUGUUUUAUUUCUGUGAUCCUACCCUGGCAUGAUCCUAGCUGGGGAGACAAGACUGGCAAAGGAUCUUGAAACUAGAGGAGGACUAGAUCCUAAUUGCUGAAGGCCAAGGGCUGUUUGAAAACUUCCACAUGGCUCUGUUGUACAUCUUAGCCUGGGGAGAUGCUGUGUGAAGGGACUUGGGCACAGGCUGAGUUGGGACAUCUUUUCCUGAGAAGCCCUUGAGCUGAGACUUACCUGGCAGCUGUGCAGUGACAUGCCCUGGCUCCCCUGUAUGUCCUCACAUCUUCCCAGCUCUGAAUUCAAGGACAGGCUGGCUGCAUAGGCAAAAGGAUGUGUUUUGCUGGAAGGGGAUUACUGGGUCCUCCCUCUCCCAGGGAGCUCUGAGCAUCCUCUGUUCUCCUACCUGGACUUGCAGGUACCCUGAGUGAAUUCCUCUCUUGGGGCUGCUUGCUUUUGCACUUUUUUUUGUAGUAGAAGUGUGAUCUAAAAGUUGCACCUUCUCUUCAGAAACUUAUGGUAGAUGUUGGGGUAUUAGGCCUUGGGGCUUGGAGCCUCUGAAUGUGAGGAGUUGGACAUACCUAUGAGAUGGGGAAGCUUGGACUCUUUGCAAGAUCAAGUGUGAAAUGACACGGGGAACACUUGGCCUCUUUCCUCCAGGAUUCAUUACCUACCACCCGUGUUUCCCAGGUGGGGAUGAUGGCCCAAGCAAGGCUCAUUUAUAGAUGCCAUGUGCAUGUUUUUGUUGAGUGCUGGAUACUUGGCAUUGUGCUGGGAUUCUUGGGGAGUUCAGUGGAGUAGACUGUCAUCCUUGCUUUGUCUUUAUGGUAUCCAUGAUAUUUUUGCAGAGAUUGAAAAGCCAGGCUUAUGGGACAUGUGGUUCUAAACUCCUAUAGUUUCUGCCUGUCUGUUUUUUCUCCCUCAUUCCUUCGAAUACCAGGGGAGAGGAUGUCUGUGUCCAGAGGAAACCACUUGGAAACUCAGGAGUAUAGUUCAUACAAAUAACUCUUUUAAGGAUGUCUCAAAGCUGGUACCAAAGGUUAUUUUUUUCUUCUUGCGUUCUUGUAAGCCCUGAGAUUGUGCCCUUUUCAUCUGAGGGAGCAGGUCCUCGAAUGAGGGUUGGGAUGAACACUGGGAGUGAAGGACCAUUUUUGUUUGCUUGAGAGGAGCUAUUAAAGAACACAUUACCCUACUUGAGAUCCCCUUUAAAUUGGCAGGGUACCAGAGGAGAAGAGGGCUAUGUGUACAUCCUUGGGCAGCUUAAGACUUAGGCUAUUUUCCCUCAUUGCCACUGUCUUGGGCCUUGGCAGGCUGUGUGCAGGUUGCUAGUAUUUUUUGACCAGAGGAGCCUGCAGCUUUGCUCCUGAGACUGUUUCUUACUCGUCACUUUCUAGCCUCAUCCUCUCUGUAUUAAUAUAGACUCUCAAGUCUGAUGCAGAAAAGGGCUGGAGGAGAGUGUGGUCCCUUCUUACCUCUACUGACAUGGAGUCAAUACAGACAUAAAGAAGGCUUUGCCUAGCAUGAGACUUCAGUUUGGCAAGGUUAUAUUGGGAGAGAGCUCACAAAUAAGGGUAAAGGGAGGGCUGGGAGAGGUAGAGUCUUGAUUCAUUUGAGACCUGCCUUUGAGAAGGGAUGGGGGUGGGGUGGGGCUGAGCUAUAGUCAUGGAACUUUUGCUUCUGCUGGUUUCCUCCCCUCACUCCCUUCAAAAUAAAAUGAAACAAAACUGGGACCAAUUUUUUUUUUUUUUAACUUUGCAAAUUUGUUUUUGAAUGAAUUUCCCUCUCUCCUCCCACCACGGACAAAGCUCUUUAUUUUGGGGGGCGAAGAAAAACUGAACCACACCAAUGAUAUUUUGGUUUGUAAUACUUGAAAUUUAUUUUUUUAUUAUUUUGAUAGCAGAUGUGCUAUUUAUUUAUUUAAUAUGUAUAAGGGAGCUUAAAAAUAGAAAGCUGUAUAGAUUGAGUUUAACUGUUAGUUGGUUUGGGGCCUUUUAUGUGUGACUUAUGACUUCUCUGUGUUCUGUAUAUUUGUCUGAAUUAAUGACCUGGGUUGAAGCUGCUCUGGCUUUCAAACAGGGAAUGCCUUUGAGAAAUUUGUAUAUUUUGCAAUUGCCAGAUCAAUAAAAUACCUGGUUGAAAUACA